Messenger RNA from Salvelinus fontinalis (brook trout), 3138 nucleotides. RefSeq names its product V-type proton ATPase subunit B, brain isoform. The record is from RefSeq and is a predicted model, not a curated record. Gene Ontology annotation, cellular component: proton-transporting V-type ATPase, V1 domain. NCBI's taxonomy places the organism in Eukaryota, Metazoa, Chordata, Actinopteri, Salmoniformes, Salmonidae. Gene Ontology annotation, molecular function: ATP binding; proton-transporting ATPase activity, rotational mechanism. The coding region runs from base 102 to 1631 and encodes 509 amino acids. Gene Ontology annotation, biological process: ATP metabolic process; proton transmembrane transport. The transcript has 14 exons.
UGGAAUAAUCAGCACCUUGGUCAGCUCCUCCGCGUAGCGACCUCGCAUGCGCAGUUUUGCUGUCACGACUUGUCUACUCCAACUCCAAUCCAGAGGUAAACAUGGCGUUGAAGGUGCUGAAGGGAAUGGUCAGCGGAGCUGUUAACGAGCUCUCAUCAGCCGUUACCGGCAACAAGACGGCUGCCUCCCGGGAGCAAGUCCUGGCUGUUAAACGCGACUACAUCUCCCAGCCGCGCCUGACCUAUAAGACAGUGUCUGGAGUGAACGGGCCUCUCGUGAUUCUGGACCAGGUGAAGUUUCCCAGGUAUGCAGAGAUCGUCCACCUGACCCUGCCAGAUGGAACCAAGAGGAGUGGCCAGGUGUUGGAGGUUACAGGGUCUAAAGCCGUGGUGCAGGUGUUUGAGGGGACAUCAGGUAUUGAUGCUAAGAAGACCAGCUGUGAGUUUACAGGGGACAUCCUACGCACCCCUGUCUCUGAAGAUAUGCUGGGUCGCGUGUUUAAUGGAUCAGGCAAGCCCAUCGACAAAGGCCCCACAGUGAUGGCAGAAGACUACCUGGACAUCAUGGGCCAGCCUAUCAACCCUCAGUGUCGUAUCUACCCGGAGGAGAUGAUCCAGACAGGGAUCUCUGCUAUAGACGGCAUGAACAGCAUCGCUAGGGGGCAGAAAAUACCCAUCUUCUCUGCUGCAGGACUGCCACACAACGAGAUAGCGGCUCAGAUCUGUCGUCAGGCAGGGCUGGUGAGGAAGUCUAAAGAUGUGAUGGACUACAGUGAUGACAACUUCGCUAUCGUCUUCGCCGCAAUGGGGGUCAACAUGGAGACAGCUCGGUUCUUCAAGUCAGACUUUGAGGAGAAUGGUUCCAUGGACAAUGUCUGUCUGUUCCUCAACCUGGCCAACGACCCCACUAUAGAGCGUAUCAUCACGCCCCGCCUAGCUCUGACAUCAGCAGAGUAUCUGGCCUAUCAGUGUGAGAAGCACGUCCUCGUCAUCCUGACUGACAUGAGCUCCUACGCAGAGGCGUUACGAGAGGUCUCAGCAGCCAGAGAGGAGGUCCCAGGUCGUCGUGGUUUCCCAGGCUACAUGUACACUGACCUUGCCACCAUCUACGAGAGAGCUGGUCGGGUGGAGGGACGCAACGGCUCUAUCACCCAGAUCCCUAUAUUAACUAUGCCCAACGAUGACAUCACUCACCCCAUCCCUGAUCUGACAGGGUACAUCACUGAGGGACAGAUCUACGUGGACAGACAGCUGCACAAUAGACAGAUCUAUCCUCCCAUCAAUGUUCUGCCAUCACUGUCUCGUCUGAUGAAGUCAGCCAUCGGAGAGGGGAUGACACGCAAAGACCACUCUGAUGUCUCCAACCAGCUGUAUGCGUGUUAUGCUAUAGGUAAGGACGUGCAGGCGAUGAAGGCUGUGGUAGGAGAGGAGGCUCUGACGCCUGAUGAUCUUCUCUACCUGGAGUUCCUACAGAAGUUUGAGAAGAACUUCAUCGCCCAGGGAGCCUAUGAGAACAGGACUGUGUUUGAGACACUGGAUAUCGGCUGGCAGCUGAUGAGAAUCUUCCCCAAAGAGAUGCUGAAAAGAAUCCCUCAGAGCACCCUGGCAGAGUUCUACCCCCGCUUGAAGUAAUGAUGACAACAUAGGGAUGCAUAGUGACACACACACACACACACAACUCCAACCCUUCUCUCUUGCUCGGUCUCUUUGUAAUGGUGUUGCUGUUGUAACAUUGCCAGUAGCUUCUGUACUGUACGCGUUGUCAUAGGCUAGUACUGAUACUGUCACACACAGAGACAACCCCUUACCCUAACAGAUAAACCUAUAGAAGUAGAAGAUGCACAUGAUGGAGACAGUGGUUUCCAAGCCAGAGAGGUUCUCUCUGAUCAGCAGAGCCAAAUAGCCUGGUAAUAGGGUCUGGGAUUUUCCCUGGUCAGAUCACAUGAUCAGGAAAAUCUCCUGGCCUUGGCUGUUAGAUGUAUUGGAUGGAUGGAUAGAUGGACGGAUGGAUGGAAGGAUGGAUGGAUGGAAGGAUAGAUUGGUGAAUGGUCUGUUGUAAGUCAGAGAGAUGGUAUAAGGUAUUUUUAUCAGGAUGUGUAGGUGUACUGUAGGUGUCGACUAGUGAAUAUGCAGUGAUGAUGCAUGUGUAUGAAAGACGGGAUCAAGCCCAACCGCCUAUUUCACUCACAAGUGAUUGUUUACGUUUCUAAUGGUCUUUUGUUAUGACCAAUAAGUUGCCUGUGUGUUGCUGAUAGUAUCUUCUGCAUAGAUCAGUGGCGUUUCUGCCCCGAGUUAACCUGAAAGCUCCCUUAAUUCAUUGAACUAAAGCCAGAGAUACAACACAUAAACUGCCUGUUGUUAUUAUUGCCUGUUCACUGAGUGCAUAAACAUUAGGAACGUCUUCCUGAUAUUGAGUUGCACCCCCUUUGGCCAUCAGAACAGCCUCAGUUCGUCAGGGCGUGGACUACAAGGCGUCGAAAGCGUUCCACAGGGAUGCUGGCCCAUGUCGACUCCAGCGCUUUCCACAGUUGUGUCAAGUUGUCCGGAUGUCCUUUGGGUGGUGCACCAUUCUUGAUACACCUGUUGAGCAUGAAAAACCUAGCAGCGUUGCAGUUCUUUAAACACUCAAACCGGUGCUCCUGGCACUUACUACCAGACCCCGCUCAAAGGCACUUAAAUCUUGUGUCUUGCCCAUUCACACUCUGAAUGUCAAAUGUCUCAAGACUUACAAAUCAUCCUUCUUUAACCUGUCUUCAUCUACACUGAUUCAAGUGGAUUUAACAAGUGUCAUCAAUAAGGGAUCAUAGGUUUCACUUGGUCAGUCUAUGUCAUGGAAAGAGCAGGUGUUCCUAAUGUUUUGUACACUCAGUGUAUCUGUGUUGUCUAUAUAUUUCUCUCUACAUUUCUCUAUUGUAGCUGCUCCGUCGACACGCACGCUGUGGUUUAGUGAUGACAAUGUUGUUAUUUACAGUGAAGACCUCUAGAGUAGAUGGAUGUACUGUAUUUAUGUAUGUGUUCCUCUAUAUCUUUUGGUAAAUGUUCUGUUUCGGGAUUUAUGGUUAGUGUAGUUUUGGUCGAAAUGCAUGCAUGACUGCUCAGCUUUUUGGAGUGUGUCUGUGCAAUAAAGGAAUACACGCUG